Molecule: messenger RNA, 804 nt
Organism: Nanorana parkeri
Lineage: Eukaryota; Metazoa; Chordata; Amphibia; Anura; Dicroglossidae
Product: adiponectin-like
Exons: 3
Coding region: 90-785 (231 amino acids)
Molecular function (GO): protein binding
Source: RefSeq, a predicted model, not a curated record
UAGACAAGUCCUAACAUUCAUUAAGCAACAGAGAAUAAAAUCACUGCUUGCCAGUUCAGAGUACAACCACUCCUGACGAUUGGGCAGCCAUGGGAAAACUUAUGUGCCUCACUGUGAUCAUUAUGGUGUCUAUAAAUAAUACACCAGGAAAUUGUCAAACCACCAAAAACAAUGAAUGUAUUGCAGGUGUGCCAGGUAUUCCAGGUACACCAGGUACAAAUGGUCAGCAUGGACCUUCCGGCCGAGAUGGAAAAGAUGGACAGCCAGGAUCAAAAGGUGACCCAGGUAAACCAGGAGAACAAGGUCCACAUGGCCCCCCAGGGAAAAUGGGUCCUCCAGGAGCGACUGGUUUGAUAGGUUUCCCUGGUGCUCCAGGACUCAAAGGUCAACCUGGAUCAUGUCCCAGCAGAAAUGCUUUUCACGUCGGACUAAAAACAUCUAAUCCAAGUGGUGGCACUCCCAUUAAGUUUCAGAAAGUAUUUUACAAUGAGAAUGAUGUCUACAAUGUAGAAACUGGAAUUUUAACCUCUCCGGUAGACGGUGUAUAUUAUCUAACCUACCACAUCACAGUGUAUGGUAAAAAUGUACAUCUUACACUAAAACAUAACAGUCAGAAUGUGCAAUACAUGUAUAGUGUGUAUAGUUCAGGCACUCAGCAAGCUUCCGGUGCCUCUAUUCUAGUCAUGAAAAAAGGAGAUAAGGCUUGGCUAGAGGUCUAUCAGGAAAAAAAUGGUCUCUAUGCUGAUUCAGAUGAUGACACCACAUUUUCAGGAUUUAUGAUUUGAUUAUAAGCAAUUACUUUUA